Entelurus aequoreus (snake pipefish) is the source of this 3466-nucleotide messenger RNA. It is a transcript of the gene rac1a, whose product is annotated as Rac family small GTPase 1a. Gene Ontology annotation, biological process: establishment or maintenance of cell polarity; small GTPase-mediated signal transduction; motor neuron axon guidance. NCBI's taxonomy places the organism in Eukaryota, Metazoa, Chordata, Actinopteri, Syngnathiformes, Syngnathidae. The coding region runs from base 309 to 887 and encodes 192 amino acids. Gene Ontology annotation, molecular function: GTPase activity; GTP binding; protein kinase binding. The record is from RefSeq and is a predicted model, not a curated record. Gene Ontology annotation, cellular component: plasma membrane; dendritic spine; cytoskeleton. The transcript is spliced from 6 exons.
ACCUCGCAGGGAUCCUCCAGCUUCUGCCACAAACUGUGGGCGUUUUUCCCUCUGAGCUUGACUUCAGAGGUUGUUUUUUUCCUCCCCAUUGGGUGUUGUCUUGCCUUUUCCGUUACUUUGCAGAGUCCGCUGAGACUUGUUAACUUUGAUAACAGCGAAUUCUAGUUGUUACUUUAGUUAAACGGCACAACGGUCACUUCAUUGUGUGGACGCGUUACUUCUCAAAGCCACACAGGACUUGUUGAUUUUCCACUGCCGUUAGCCGGCUAAGCUAAUUGAGCUCCAGCGGCUAGCAAGACAGCGCCUCGAUGCAGGCCAUAAAGUGUGUGGUAGUGGGUGAUGGGGCUGUGGGUAAAACAUGCCUGCUUAUCAGCUACACUACCAAUGCCUUCCCUGGAGAGUACAUCCCCACAGUCUUUGACAACUACUCUGCCAAUGUGAUGGUGGACGGGAAGCCUGUGAACCUCGGCCUAUGGGAUACAGCGGGACAGGAGGACUACGACCGACUCCGACCGCUCUCCUACCCACAGACAGACGUCUUCCUGAUUUGCUUCUCACUGGUCAGCCCUGCCUCUUUUGAAAAUGUUCGUGCUAAGUGGUACCCUGAGGUGAGACAUCACUGCCCCAACACCCCCAUCAUCCUGGUGGGCACCAAGCUGGACCUGAGAGACGACAAGGACACCAUCGAGAAGCUGAAGGAGAAGAAACUCUCGCCCAUCAUCUACCCUCAGGGCUUGGCCAUGGCAAAAGAAAUAAGCGCGGUGAAGUAUCUGGAGUGUUCAGCGUUGACGCAGCGUGGCCUUAAGACAGUGUUUGACGAAGCCAUCCGGGCAGUCCUGUGCCCCCCGCCCGUCAAGAAGAGGAGGAGGAAGUGCAGAAUUUUGUAAAGGCAAGACGAGCACAGCUGCAGUCCUAACUCGCACACUAAGAUGAAAGCGUUUGUUGGCUGUCAGCUUUCCUCGUGGAAGCAAAUCUUUGCUCAUGUCAGUGCAUUGAUUAGACCAGAGGAGCUCCUUGUAAAUUAAUUUUUAGGUUCAACUGGAGCACUCAGGCAAUUCUGGCUGAAUUUCGGGUUUAUGAAGUCAGGAUUUUUACAAACAGUGAUUUUUUGAAGAAAUUGCUGCUGCCUUCAUGUCAUCUUAACUCUAUGAGAAGAGAAUUGAGAAUUUUUAAUUGGGUUCUGGAUCCCUUGACAGACGGUUAAAAAGGCACAAAGUGGUAAAAACAACGUUUUUUUAAAAUAAUAAUUUCCUGUUUAUUUUCAGUCAUUCUCUGGAUAACAGUGUUUGAAGGACUUUUUGUUUACCAUCGAACGCUAAAAUGUUUUAUUUAGUUUUUACUUGCAGGCAUACAUACUGCUUACAAUGUUAUGAAAAACCGGCUUGGUGGAAAGCGUAGUUGAAGUUAAAAUAAGUGUGUACACAUAAGAGUUCAGUAUUUCAACACUAAUUUGCGGCGGUGCAGAAAAUAUGCUCUGCUUUUGUUUGGUUUUACUUUAUUGCUUUCUUGUGGUUAACAUUUCACUUUGAAUUAUUAGUCCUGUCAUGACAUUCAGAUUCCACAUAUUGCUGUGUUUCAUUCUGAGCCAGUGAGUGUCGUACAGUGUGACCGUCAGCUGUAACGGUUUUAUUUUUAAUUCAGCAAUGAUCAAAUCUGGGCUCAUUUUAACAGUUUUCAGUUCUGCUCACUUGUGCACACAUGCUUUAAUACGGUAUGAUUUGACAUGUUUUAUAAGUAAAUAAAGACAUCAAAAAUGCAAUCACAUUAUGAUUGUUUGAGUAAUUUGUUAGCCAUGCAAUGAAUGAUCUUUAAACAGGGAUGAUUUCAAACUACCGGUACUUGACUUUCUUUCCAUUGGUCAAACACUAACUUGGCACUCACUGCAUCUUGAAGACCCAUUCCUAGGGGGGAGAAACAAACAUUAUGGAAAAACUUUUCACUUAAUUGGACACAUUUGAAAUGCGUACCCAGAGAUUUAAACACAGUCGUCUUUUCUCUGAGCGCAGGUUUUCUUCCAUUGAUUAUUUCCCCAAGCUCUGCAAACACCUCAGCCUGAUGAAUAACAACAAAAAUAUGAGGUCACUUUUUCCCGGUAUGAAUACACUUAAGUGGGGCAGUGUUUUUCAACCACUAAUUUGCUGUGGGAAAUUAUGUAAUUUCACCUAAUUAGACAAAAAACAUUUUUUGCAGACUAAUGAAUAUAAUGUGCCGUUGUUGAGUGUCUUUGCUGUCUAGUUAUUGGAAGAGUAACCAUCCAAUACUUUGCCAUAUCAGUUGGUGGCAGCAGGCAGCUUGUUGCUUUGUAGGCCUACUUUGAGAUAAGAUAAUUAGUAAUGCCUGGAUGGUUAUGGUUUGAAUUCAUAUCAAACAUUUGUGUCAGGUAUAUGAGGAGAACGACUUUAUAUUUUCAAUACAGCCUUCUGAGUUAAAAAACAUUUUUAAAUUCUGCUGGUAGUGUGCCUCUGGAUUUUUUUCACUGAAGAAAAUGUGCCAUACACUACCGGUGUAGUAAAUUUUGCAGUGAUGUCGAUAAUAUUUUAUGAAAGUUAAAAUAUGCAAACGGAGGGGCAAAACAAAACUGUUUUUUUAUCAGGAAGUGCUUCUUUUGGCUCACCCGUCACCGUUCAUACUAAAUGAAGUCGGAGGAGUGGUGAACCGUGUUUGAUAUUAAUUUUCAUCUCAAUUCAAAAGUAACAAAAGAAAACGGAAACAUUCCGAAAUGGGGGAUCGUAUUGAUCUUAUUGCGCAAAAUAAGGUUAACUUCUUUUGCUUGUUUACCAUUCCGCUCAUUGAUCAGAGCUGCAUUUUUCAUAUCCUUUGCUGCUGCGAUAUAUGUUUGAAAAUAACAAAAACAAUUACAUUUGCUUAUUAUUAAUGUUAUUUGCAGGUCGAAUGUUGUGACUAUUUUAUUGUAACAUUAUGAAACACUAGGACAUUGUCAUUGCAGCUAGUGAUUUUUGCCAUACGAGGCGUCAUUUACCCAUCAAUAACAAACACAAUAAAACCUAUCAAAAUGAGCAAUAUGAUAGUGUCAUACAUUGGUCCUUUUAUGUACAUUAACGCUUUAAUUUGCACGUUGGUGACUGACCCCAGAAAGGAGGAUGUCACCAGACUCUGUCACGGCUCCCUCCCUGCUGUCAGCAUAGACCACCGCCUCCGCCAUCAGCACGUCAUCCAGCUCCCUCCAGUUUGGUUGGCAAGCUCCCACCGCUGAUUGGCGACAAGAAAAUCUUAAUUCCCUACAUGAACUCUGUGAGUAAUUAAAAGUUCCUCACCUGCCACAUGGGCUCCUUGUUUGACCCAGCGUCCAAAGAGCACCGGCUCUGAACUUGUGGUUACCGUCACAAUGACGUCAGCUCCCCUCACUGCCGUCUCUGCUGAGUCGCAAACGCUCACGGGUCCGGUGACUGAAUUUCGAAACUUCUCCAUCCCUUCUUUCCUGUGGCCCCACACUCGCACCUGUUUG